This is a messenger RNA of Lacerta agilis (Sand lizard), 2711 nucleotides long. RefSeq names its product melanotransferrin-like. Lineage: Eukaryota; Metazoa; Chordata; Lepidosauria; Squamata; Lacertidae. Gene Ontology annotation, biological process: iron ion transport. The transcript is spliced from 17 exons. Gene Ontology annotation, cellular component: plasma membrane; recycling endosome; early endosome. The coding region runs from base 33 to 2246 and encodes 737 amino acids. The record is from RefSeq and is a predicted model, not a curated record.
GUGUGGAGGCAAACUGGAUUUAUGCUUUGGCUAUGAAGGCUGCGGCAGCCACUGUGUUCAUCCUCCUGACCACUCUUGCUCUUAGGUCUACAGGGAAGAAGUUCCGAUGGUGCACCCUUUCUGACCUGGAGCAGAGGAAGUGCUCAGAGCUAUCUAAAGUGCUUCUGGCAGCGUUGCCUCCUGCCAUGGUCAACGCCUUUGCCAGGGUUUCCUGCAUCAGAGCUCACAACACUUACGACUGCAUUGACAAGAUCAGAGUGAACAAAGCUGAUGCUGUCUCCUUGGAUGCUGGAGAUGUAUAUUCAGCUGUGAAGCUUUAUGGCUUGACUGUGGUGGCAAAGGAGAUCUAUAUGGAAGGUAACUGUGUGUUUGCUGUAGCUCUGGCCAGACGAGGAACGCUGGAUAUCCAAAGGCUAAGAGGGAGCCGCAGUUGCCACAAUGGAGCCAGGUGGACCUCUGGUUGGAACAUCCCUCUGGGCUUCCUUCUGGUUAGGAAUGACCUCAUAUGGGAUGAAGACCAGCCCCUCAGCCACAUCGUCAGUGGUUAUUUCAAUGCCAGCUGCAUCCCCGGCAUCGGAGUCGCCUCUCCGCAGCUCUGCUCCCUUUGCCAAGGACAGAAAUCCUACAUCCAGGACAAGAACCACUUCUGUGAGACCAGCGGUGGCGAACCCUUCUCUGGUUCAGAUGGGGCCUUCAGGUGCUUGAAGAAUGGGGUGGCAGAUGUUGCUUUCCUGGAUCACCUGGCCAUCAUGAAUGCCACAGAGUCAGAACAAGAAGAAUAUGAGUUGUUGUGUCCCGAUGGGUCCACAGCUCCCAUGACUGCUUAUGCUGCCUGCAAUCUGGGCCGAGGGCCAGGACGGGCCAUUGUCACGCGCCACAACUUCAAGAAGAUCGCUAAGAAGUUUCUCACUGUCAUUCAGCACCUCUUUGGAAAGAAGGGAAGGGAGAAGGCCAGAUUCGAGCUUUUCGCCUCUGCGCCAUUCAGAGGGAAGAACCUACUCUUCCACGAUGCGACGCACCACUUCCAGCUUGUUGAUGGGGAGGCUGAAAUCAGCCACGUUCUUGGCUUGGAUUAUGUUGCUCUGCUGCAGGGCUUGGGCCAUGAAGGGAGCUCCCUGGCCAACAGCCUGGUCCGCUGGUGUUGUAUCAGUAACGCUGAACUCCGCAAAUGUGAGGAGUGGGCUCUGAAUGUCAGGUCACACCCACUGGUCUGUGUCCAAGCAAACUCUAUGGCCAACUGCAUUGAGCUGAUCAAGAACAAUGAGGCAGACGCCGUUACACUGGACGCCACACAUGCCUACUUUGCAGGGAGAUGCGCGCUUGUUCCUGUGGCUACAGAAUGUUACGGAGAAGAAUGCACUUCAGCUCAGGGAGAAGAGGAAACUGAGAAGCUGGCCCACCUUACAGCUCUUCCUCCAAUUUAUGCAGUGGCCCUUGUCAAGAAGAAUGCCAAGCAUGUGAGCAUCUACAAUCUGGGAAGGAGGCGCUCCUGCCACAGCCAUGUGUACAGCCCAGGAGGGUGGCUCCUCCUUGCCCAGUACACGCUGGGGGCUCAGGAGAAUGGCACUGCCAACUGCAACCUCAGCUCUGCUUAUGAGGAUUACUUCUGGAAGGGUUGCAUGCCAGGAGGUGGUGGGAACCUUUGCAAAGUCUGCAUUGGGCAAAAGGAGGCGGAGGGAGGAAGGGGGUCAUCCAGGUGCGCAGCCAAUCACAACGAACUCUACUAUGGAAACCUGGGUGCCCUCAGAUGCCUCUUUGGUGAUCCCAGUGGAAGAAGUUUCGGUGAUGUGGCUUUUUUAGAACACCAUAACCUGCUCCAGAAUAUUCAGUACCUGGAUAGCUCAGGCUGGGCAAAAGGAUGCUCUCCAAGUGACCUUGAACUCCUGUGCCUUGACGGCAGCCGCGCAAAUGUGACAGAGUGGAAAGUCUGCAACCUGGGCCUUGUCCCUCCCAAUAUAGUUGUGACACGCCCCGUAACUGUAGCGAAGGUCUAUGACUUCCUGGUGAAGUCACAGGAACAAAGUGUAGGCUUGACCUUUCAGCUCUUUCAAUCAAAGGCAUACGGUGAAAGUGACCUGCUUUUUAAAGAUGCCACUCGGCAUCUCAUUCCUACAAGCCACCUGGACUAUGAGACAAUCCUUGGGGAGGCCUUCUUCCAGCUUGCAGAGUCUGUUUUCAACUGCACACCUGCAGGCAUCCUGGACUUCUGCAAACAAGACACUUGCAUCUAUUCAGAGCAUCACUGAUGUUGUUUCCAGGGAAACUCCAAAAACAGAAGUGAGACUGCAGUGGAAGAUUUGAUACAUUUGCCAGGAAGGCAGAGAAUUGCCAGGAGGCUCUGUGGGCUUCAUAAGUGGCUGGCUGUUUUCCUUAGGAAACACAUGCAAGGUGGGUUUUGUACACCAGCUAAUACUAGAAUGUCACCUGCGUUGGUAGCCAGCCUCCAGUACCACCAUGCUGGAACAGCUCUUGAUUUCCCUGCUGCUUAAGUUUUCCUCAGGCUGUAUCUUCAGUUAUUCCAAAACACACACUUGCCUAGAAACAUUUCACAGCAGCUUACCCUGGAAUGGCUUGCAUAAGAUUUACUUGCAGAGCUACUGGUAUUUAACAGCUAGCCAUGCAUUUCCCAAUCUGAUACUCUCCAGGUCUUGUAUAUCACUGAAAAUUUAAAUAAAGGCAUUGCUAUAAAACAAAGAAAUCCAUUUAACACA